This is a messenger RNA of Topomyia yanbarensis, 17014 nucleotides long. RefSeq names its product endothelial zinc finger protein induced by tumor necrosis factor alpha (gene jim). Lineage: Eukaryota; Metazoa; Arthropoda; Insecta; Diptera; Culicidae. The coding region runs from base 1395 to 3791 and encodes 798 amino acids. Gene Ontology annotation, cellular component: nucleus. Gene Ontology annotation, biological process: regulation of transcription by RNA polymerase II. The record is from RefSeq and is a predicted model, not a curated record. The transcript has 6 exons. Gene Ontology annotation, molecular function: RNA polymerase II cis-regulatory region sequence-specific DNA binding; DNA-binding transcription factor activity, RNA polymerase II-specific.
UCGCCGGUCUCCGCAGAAACAUUUUGAUUUUGUUCUCAAUGUGCGCCAAACCAAUUUAUUGCAAAAAAAGAGCUAAGAGUUGGUAAUACUACUCUGAGUUUUCCCUGUAUCCUCUUUUGUGUACUUGAGACAGCUUCCUCACCAUCGCAGCCGCCGUCGUAUGUGUAGUAUUUUGCCCUUGUUUUUCCAACGUGACUGAUGCACAAAGCGGAUUUUCACUAAGAACGACAAACAAGAAUCUUGGAAGUGAAAAGUUUCGGAAAGUGAUUUUCUUUUGUUCGAGAAUGCACGACUUUCUUUAUGUCGCAUUUCGAGGCCAAUGAAAGACAGCAGGAGUAAAAAAAAAUAGUAUUUGUGAUUAUCCACGGUAAGGAAAACCGAAAGGGGUUGUGAUCCUCCCACACUUCUACCUAACCGAUAUAACGAAGAAGUGAGAACUGCCAGCUGCCUAUUCCAUCCGGUAUUGGAAUUAAUCGACAAGGAACUGACCGCCAAGAAAAAAGUGAAAAUUUACCUGUCUAACUUUUGGACAUGGAUGCUGAAAUUUGCAAUCGCGCACCCAGAUCAUAGCGACACCACGAACAAACAUAUCGCACUCACAAAGUCCUUGAAAAUGUGAGAGAAAAGCGUUGGCGAGAAGCGAAAGGACUCGAUGUAUCGGUGCAGAAGAAGGACAGCUCCUGCAAAUAUGGAUUAAAAAUUUACCUCGGUUUACAUGGAAACAAAAAAUGUCAUUCUUUGUUGACUAAAAAUGUGUAAGAAAAAUGUGAAUUGAAGAAGCGGCGAGUUGCGUUGGUUUUUAGUUCUCAGUUGUGUAGUUUCGGACAAAUUUUGGACUUUCUAACAAAAAGCGGGACCUGUUUGGGUGAUUUUGUUUAGUUCAGCAGUUGAUCAUUUCUGCGAACAAAAUUAAUGUACUUCGGACAAAAUGAAAAAUUAUGCAAAAUUGAAAAAUAUCGUAUGAAAUUUGUAAAAAAAUAAAUAUGUACAGUGUAUAAAUGUCUAGUGUAUUAUUGUAAACUACAUAUUAUAACAACUUUGGAUAAAGGAACAAAAUCGUAAUCAAGAAAAAAGUUCAGUUUACUCUUGCACAAUAAAUUUAAAGUGGUAGUGUGGAACCAAGCAAAAACUUCAAUUCUUAUAAAUAAAUGCAUCAGUACAUAUAUCAACACUGUCGUGAAACAGUGAAGCAGAGCGAGAAAUUAUCGAUUUCAUUUUGUAUUUCGAGAAGACAAAUCAGCUGGCGAUAAGUAUUUGUGGGACGGUGGACGAAGAUCAUUUUAGAGCAUCUCAAAACACGAAAAAAUGAGUCGUUGAACCACUUACUACUGGCUAACUUGCUUCCCCGGUUAUGCAAAAAUCUUCAAAAUUAGAUUCGUGCGAAACCUGACAACAUGGCUAUCAAUUUUUCAGCAUCAUUCGCGGCAUGUCUAGCGGCGGGCCUUAAAGUGCCACGGCAAAUUAUGUACUGCAUUUCUCAAGAUACUCCCUACGUUCUCUACAAAGAUUCUCAGGAAGUAGCUGAGCGAACGGCUGCCCUCAGUGGUCAGUGGGGUGGUGAAAUUUAUCCAGCACUGCAACAGAGUUCUCAAACUCAUAUUCCUCCGCAUAAUAAUGGAGCGCAUCAAAUUUCCGUCUCCAGUGGUGCACCACCACAGCAAGCACAACAACCUCAACAGCCAACUCCAAAUAGUCCUACUAAUGGACACCAGGAAAGUAGAUCACGGCAACCAGGUGAACAAGCCAAUGGCCAACUACACAGUCCAGCAACAAGUCCGUACCCACAGAAUAACGGUACAGAAAUGGACGACCAAAUUAAGGUUCAAAAUAUGCAGCAAAGCAUUCAUCAGCAACAAAACGGGCAAUUGAGUCAUGUCCAAACCAACGGACAAACAAACUCACCAUCUCAAAACACCGAACACCCCAAUCAACAGCCUCAUAAUAGUCAAAAUCAACAGAGUCAAACAUCACAACCACAGCAACAAAAUAAUGCUCCAGGACCUAACCAACAGCAGUGCUACCCAGAGUCUGCACAACCCGAACUAUACUACGCACAACGCCACCACGGACCACAGGGAUCCAUGUUGCCACCUCCUGGAUUCACCCCGCUGCAUCAUUAUCUCAACAAAUCCGGUGUACUGUCGGGAAUGCCUCCUGGCAUCGAGCAGGGAAAUCCUCUGGAACAAUAUACCAUGCCAGAUUUAGUUCAUAGUAAUCAAAUUCAUCACGUGUCAUCCAACGGAACGCUCAAAUCCAAAGGCUCUGAUCUCCGACUUUUCAAAUGCCUGACCUGUGGGAAGGACUUCAAACAGAAAAGUACUCUUCUGCAACACGAACGAAUUCACACGGACUCUCGGCCUUACGGGUGUCCGGCAGUUGAGUGCGGAAAGAGGUUUCGCCAACAAUCCCAUCUAACACAACACCUCCGAAUUCAUGCCAACGAAAAACCGUUCGUGUGUCCGUUCUGUCAACGAGCAUUCCGACAGCGAGCUAUACUGAACCAGCACAUUCGAAUUCACUCAGGUGAUAAGCCGUUCGGUUGCCCGUAUCCAGAAUGUGGAAAAAAAUUCCGUCAAAAGGCCAUUUUGAAUCAGCACGUGCGCACCCACCAAGACGUUUCUCCUCAUCUAAUAUUCAAAAACGGCCCUCACGCCACACUGUGGCCUCAGGAUGUACCGUAUCCACCAGAACAGGAAGGUCAACCGAAGGACGAACAAACUUUUGGCGAUGAGGCCUCCCAAGGAACUCCAGAGUCUCGCGGUUGUUUUUCACCAGAAGCUAACCUACAGUACUCGUCGUACUUCAAGGACACGAAAAGCGUGAAUCACUCCAUCUUCGGAAAUAACCUUCCAUAUUUGAACAAAGCUCCUGGUGGUAAAUCAAUGUUGCAGGAUGUGAUUCAACAUGGUCGAUCCGCAGGAAUGCCUCUGUAUGUACGGUGCCCUAUCUGCCAGAAAGAAUUCAAACAGAAAAGCACAUUGCUUCAGCACGGUUGCAUUCACAUUGAAUCACGACCUUACCCAUGUCCAGAAUGUGGCAAACGAUUCCGACAACAGUCCCAUCUCACACAGCAUCUCAGAAUUCAUACCAAUGAGAAACCGUUUGGAUGCCCGUACUGUCCACGCUUCUUCCGACAGCGCACGAUACUCAAUCAGCACAUACGCAUACAUACAGGCGAAAAACCAUACAAAUGUGCACAGUGUGGCAAGGACUUCAGGCAGAAAGCGAUACUAGAUCAGCACACUAGAACACACCAGGUAGGAGACCGACCAUUCUGUUGCCCUAUGCCAAACUGCCGAAGACGUUUUGCCACCGAACAGGAAGUCAAAAAACACAUCGACAAUCACAUGAAUCCACAUUCUUCAAAAGCGCGUAAAUUGGCAACGAUGACAGCAUUGAACAAUAAUAACAACAAUAAUAAUACAAACAAUAAUAAUAACAACAACAACGGUACUCUGGAGCAAAAGGUAUCGCCUACCUUCCUGAUGGAUAAGCAAAAUAAUCUCGUCCAGCGGAUGGGACCGGUAAAACACGAAUUGUACUUUCCGCAAUGCUACGGUCCACCAUUCAAUCAACCAUUUAUAGCAAACGCAUCAGUAGUAUCCGCAAAUCCAACCACUACUACCAGCAAUACUACCCAUGGUCCCAUCGCACCGCCUACUUCGACUGGAAACGGCACUAGUGGGCCAAAUGCAAAUUUACAACUUACCCACACAAACGCAACGAUAGCGACAGGUUCAACAUCCAUAGCGACGGUCAUAGCUGCUCCCCAAGCGGUAGUAGCACAGUGACAUCCGCUGGAGGGUCCGUAUCCUCCCAAUGUCCCACAGACAACACUACCAACCCACGUUGGGCCACCAGCUUUGAUAGCGAUACACCACUGAAGAGAUAUUGUUGUUGAUUACAUCGAGGCAGUUUCCAAUAGUAGCCCAGUGCCGAAGACUUCUAUGUUACAGUCUCAGACUAGAUCUCCUACACUGCAAUAUCUUCCGAUGCUAAAAUAAUCUACAGAGUGUUAGGGUGAAAAACAAUUUACAUUAAUUACAAUUUUCAUUUAUGUGCAAAUUUUUCAUUUUCGAUGCACAAUAAUUACUGGAUCAGACCAAACGUAGUGUUAAUGGAAUAAUGCGAAACAGAGCAGUUUACCUCUCAUGAGCCUUUGGUGAUAAUCUACUGAGUUAGUGUCAGGAUGGUCUCGGCAAGCAACCGAAAUCAGAGAACAAAAACUUAUAUGAUUGGAUAUUAUAUUUUUAUGUGGAAGUCUAAUCUAUUUCAAAUUCUUUUCAAUCUUCCUAUUAACGGGCUACUUCACUGUAGUGUUUUUAAAGAAUCGUUUUUUUUGCCUAAAAAUGUUAAAAUAUAAAAAGCAGGCUUGUUAUUUGCUCACACAAUGUGCAUAAGAUGCGAGAUACACCGAUACCCCUAGCAGCACAAAAACAAUGCGAUGUGCAGAUCACCCGCAUAAAGAGAAAAUUGAGAACGAAAAAUAGAAAGAUUUGUGCACCGAGAGAUGCACAAAGAGUCACCUUGAAGAGCCACUUUUUUGUGACUGCCCAAACAGGGAGGAAGUCGUAUCAAACUACAAUUCAGAAAAAGUUGGAUCGGAAGUAUAUUUUUAACAUGUUUUCUGGUUCCCUUCACUGCUUUCGUGCGCGUGGGACCAAGAUGCACACGAAAGAGUCUGUUAUUUCUGCUCUUUUAAUGUGAGGAACCAAGGAGUAGAAUGCACACAUGGGAGCAACACACAUCGAAGUGAAGAGGUUUAUUGUAAAAGAGAAGAGCGGUGAUUCGCAUGAAAAGUACAAAGAGCGUGUUUAUUCAUCUCUUUAUUUACUCUGAGGUACAUUCCAUCUGCAUCAACGCCUCUUAUGUAUACCCUGAGUGUGGGCCAACCCUAGGGGUACUGAAAUCUUAAACUACUUUAUAAGACAAUUCGAAUACAUCAUAAAAUAAGUCGAAAUUCGUAUGCUACUUCCAGGUAUACACUAUUGUUCGCUAGUCGAACUGAAAACGGAAGCCAAUGUAAAAUCCAAAGGGGCGCAAAACCCGAGAUUCCUCAAAAGGCUCCAGAAGACCACGCUACGGCGGCCAGUUCCAUUCAGAUUUAUUCACAACAAAAUGAUGUUCUCAAAUUUAAAGUGUAUACAAAAAUAAAUACCAUUCGUGUUUUUAUUGUGCGACACGAAAACUUAAAAUGAAAAGACUUCGAAUUGAAAAAAAUAGUGCAAAUUCUGUCGCUCGUUUACUUAGCAAACAUAGCAAAGUUCGUGGAGUGAGCUAAAUUGAUUAUCAUCGAGAAGACAGGAGGCGAACAUGGCGUAGUUGGUAAAUCGAUUGUCUUGUACGCAGCUUACCUUGGUUCGAUACGAGGGAUGAACUCAAUUCUUAAAUGAAUUUCCUUCUGUUGACGAUGUCGUGAACAACUGCAGCGGCAAAUAACUAUUUCACGUUGAACUGUCAACUUAUACUUCUGUAUUUUAAAGCAAACGCUCACUCUGUACUGCAAUGAGAUUUAUUUUCCUCUUUACAUUUUCUCUUCCUAUUCCAUUUCUCUACACAAGGCUACGCUCAAUGAAACUUCUCAGAUGCAUUAAAAUCGAGCAAAGAAAAUUAUUCACAGAGUAACUACGUUUUUCUAACAGGUUCAGUAAUGUGUAGGUCUGACAGAAAUCGAAACCAAAGACUGAUAUGGCAAGAUAUUGCUUCUAAACUGAACGUAUACGAGAUGAAUUUAGACCGAUUAUGGAAGAUUUGCACACAAACAUAGAAAACGAACCAUUCAGCUACAAAGUAGAAAUUAAACAACAUUUAAUGGAAACGAACGUUGACAAUGCAUUUCCAAAAUCAAUAUUCGAAACAUUUUUCUUGUGUGUUUAAGAGUAAAACAAAAAUUAAACCGAAACUGCAUAGAAUAACCUUUAUCGCUAUAAGUAGAGUCGAACUCUUUAUACGGAGAAGCAGUUGUUACCAGUAAGAUAAAUGCCAAAUUCAUAAAGAAACAAUGUUUGGAAUUUAUGAAACAGUGACUUCAGCUGAUUCCAACUGAGAAUACGCACUAGAUGCAUUUAAGCAACAGCUGAUUUCUAUGAGUUAAAUAUAAAAGUUUAAGAAACAAGAGUGCCUAGUUAUUGUACAUUAGGAAUUUUCCACCCGUUUCCUUUCCAGUAUAAAACACGAAUGUGAAUUCCACUUCAAAGUCCAUACAAAAGAAUGAAAGAAAAAGCCGACGUUAAAGAUACCUCUACAAUAAAACGAAACACAAAUGAAAGAACACGACUGUAAAUGCAAAACAAAACUAAUUAAACAUAGAGCAACCGAAGAAAUAAAAUAUAGAUAUAUAACUUCCACAACAACAAAACAGAUGGUGCUAUUUUUAUUAAAACUUUUUUAACAGUGGAAAACUUUAUUAAGUGAUUAACAGAACAAGAAUAGUUAAUUGAUAAUUGAAAUCGAUCGCGAAACCGAUGCAAUAGAGUAAUACAAACCAAGCAAACAACAAACAAGAGAACAAUAGGAUAAUUAAGUUUUACAAACUCAUACACACCAACCAACAAUAGAUAAAACGGUAAACAAACUAGAACAAUAUGAAAUACGACACUCAUUAUUAUAUUUAUAUUGCAAUCGAAACAAGCCAACAAUAGAGGAACAUACGGCCAGAACAUAAUUGAAGCAGGAACAGAAACUACAAUCAAAUAUUUACCCAAGAAUUUCUUUUUCUUACUCAUAUAUACAAAACGGAAUAUAGCAAGAUAAACUACAGAAAAUGUAACAUAUGUGGAUUUUUAUCAGACUUUUGUUCCCGAACGCGCUUGUUUUAUGUGCCACAGACAAAUUUUAUUUAUGCUAACUGAAUUGUUUCUACUCAUACUCGCAAACUGCACGCAUACGGUGUUAACACCGCCGGGUGACGUAAAUCAUUAUUUACAGGUGAUAGCUACUGCAAACUUACGUCUUCAAACCAAUUUAAGGGUAAGUGAAUGUAAUAGGAACGAACAACCUCACAUACACAAACAACCGGAUAUAUAGUGGCAUUUUCUUUCGGUACACUCAAGCAGACAACUGAGUGUAUGCUUAAACUCGAAGGAAACGGAUGGCGAAUUAUAGUUUGUAAGAAAAUUGCCAUAGAAAACAACACUAAAUGUAGUGGAUAAUGCAACAUAAAGUUACGGUUAUGUAACGAGAUAUUUUUUUGUAAACAAAACAUUGAAGUCUAAGGAUCUAGCAGGAAAUCAGGCACAGGUACAAUAAAAUAGAGUGUACACAGCGAAUGAACCGAAUGGAUUGUGAAUGCUAUUCUGUCCUGUCAGAAAACGAAAUUACAUAUCUUGCCGUUUAUUAAUUCAGCUAGAUCCGUAAACUAACGUGUUGCACACUCAAGUGAAAAAGUACGAUAAAUUGAAUGAAGUUAGUCAACUUAUGGAACAGAUUGACUCAAUAUUAAAUAUUAGUGAAUGAUUGGUUUUCACAUUUUCAAUCAAACGUAUUUAGUUUCCUUUAUUUCUGUGUUAAAAACAAAAGUCGCCAAGCAAAAAAUUAAAAAGAACUCAAAUUCGAACGAUUAAAAAGACUAAAGACUCGUGAUAUUUGACUUUUAGGCCAAUUUUACUGAUACUUCUAGAAACCCAAUAAUUAUCAUCUCAGUAAGCGCACGAAUGAACAUCGAAGCGUUAAUGGAGACAGGAGCGUAUUGUCAAACUUGGACUUAGUGUAACAUAUUUCCCAAGAAACUUGUUUCAUGUUUCUUCUUAUUUACGUAUUUAAAAUCUUCCCAAUCAUUGCUAGAAAUUAGACGUGGAGUCAAAAGAGAAAACUAAAUCUGUGAUAAGAAAAUGCUCUAAAUUAUUGUUUUAAUUUAAUGUCUCGGAAAAAAAACGAUUUUAACAAUUAGUUAUAAUUUUCGUUAAUGUUGUAAGGAAAGCAAGAACCAUUUUAGGACAAAUUUUUAUAUACCAGAAAAUGUAUCGCGAGUCAGAAAAAAGUAUUUUGGAACGACCAACAACGUUUAGGAAAAGUUUAGGCAUAAAAACCAGAAUGAAAAGAAAUUUAUCCAGACAUAUGCAUUUGUGUAGUUUAAUUAUUUUAUUUGCGAAAUCUAAUUAUCAUUUUUUCCUGUACUGAAGCGGCACGUGCCAUAGAAUUGAGACAAUUUAAUCGCAUAAUAGAUUUUUUCAAGUGUAAGUCGUUUUUCAGUGCAAAAUAUUAAUGAAAAUAACUUUUUGUUAUGCAACAAAAAUAAUCUAAAUGUAAGUAAAAUGAAAUCUCUAAAUCUAAGCAAUACGUCUGUAUACCACCUUAGAGAUGAGGAUAUUUAAGAAUAAAUCAAAGUAAAAUUAUUGUUUUUUUGGACGAAACAGUGUACUUCUUUUGCAAAGGAAGAUUUUUAUAAACUAAUAGUACUAACUAAAAACUUUUGCAUGUUCUAAUAUACUAAAAUUGGACCAACAUUUUAAUUAAUUGAGGAAGAUUUCAACUUUGUUGAGCCAUAAAACGAACAUUUUUUUGAAAAUUUGCAUUAAAAAAGGUACAAAACAUACAGUAUUGAAAUUCUGCGUACUGUUAGUAAAUGUAUUGACAUAGAUUAAAACAAGUUUUUGGGGAUUACAUAUAAAAGGGGAGGCAGGUAGCUUUCUCAAAAUCACGUUUUUCAAGUUUAUGGAAGUUCUUCAAGGUACUACAGUAAAGUGAUAGUUAUGAAAAUUUUCUGAGAUGUGUAUCUGGGGUGUGUGCAUGGCUGGCAUUAGAAAGUGGAAAAAAAAAUGAAAACUUUUCGUUAAAAAAAAAAUUUCCGGAAUUUUUUUUUCCCCUCAUUUUAGUACUAACCACGGACACAUCCUAGCUACAUCUCUCAGAAAAUUUUCAUAACCAUCGCUCACCGGUAGCGCCUUGAACGACUUCCGUAAUCUUUAAAAAGUGGUUUCGAGAACCAAACCUCCCGCCUCCUCCUUAAUACGUGGCCUUCAAAAAAUUGUUUUCAUUUCCAUCAAUACAUUUAUAGUCAGUACGGAAAAUUUCAAUAUCGUAUGUAUUGUACCUUUCUUAAUGUAAAUUUUCAAAACAAAAUUUGUUUUAUGUUCCAACCAAGUAAAAACCUACCUUGACGAAUUCCCCGCGCGCGAUGCCAUAUGGCAUCGCCAGGCACGACUAAGUCUUGUUCAUUUUCCUAGCAACAACUUCUACUUAUACUUAAUGAAGAGAGAUGUUUUUUGAUGUAAAAUAAAUCAUGAUUCGUUCAACUAUCAUGUCGUAAUCAUAAAAAUGAUGAGGAGAAAAACAGGUUUUUUCGUUUGUCUUUUGUGGGGAAUGGGUUAAUACUAACAGGGGGCAGAUAUGCGACAAAAUGAUAAAACCCUACAUGCAUUUGAAUGAUUCCCUGGACUGCAUUCAUUCGGCUCAUUCUUUUACAAAUCACACACCUUCCAAACUUGACGUUUCUAAAUCGUCUGAGUUUUUUAUUUAAAUGCUGUUUAUAAAAUUACUUCACACGUAUUUCAGGAUUUCUAACAAAUAUAUUUUCGAAGAUUAGGCGCUUUAUUAACUGAUGAUUCAUCUGCUACUUAAAAUUCCUUAUCUUCGGUUGUAUUGAUCGGAUCAAUACUAUUUUUUAUUUUAGUUGUUUAUAGUGUACUAUAAUUUUUGGUCAAUAACAUAUUUGGACAGAUGCACAGUAGGAAAAGCCCGGACUUAAUGCGAUAUUCUCAAUAUUCUCUUCGGAAUGUUAUGCGAUAUUCUCACUAGUAUUUUUCUCCUAUCAGCUGAGCCAUCAGAGACAUUUUUGCGAGAUUUUAAGUGAUUGGAACGUAAAAUGAUUUUUGGCAGCUUUUUUAACCUUAGAACGUUGCACUUGCGAUUUCCAUCCUAGAACGUUGCACUGGGGUACAAAUGCACCCCACGCGUUUGAUCGCAAUUUUUGCAGGUAAAAAUGCAAACAAAAGAAAUGUAUACACCAUUUUCUUCGUUUUUUUAAUUGCGAAAACAGCUGUGUAAGUGAAAGUACGGAAUUUAUUGAAUCAAUGAUACAUACAUUGGUUUGAACAAAAUAAAAAGUGAAAAAAUCGCUGCUUUGACUUUUUUCACGAAAAUUAAUAUAAUUUUGCGAAUUUUUAACCGAUUUGAAAAAAAAUCAAAUGAUUCUAAAAGUUGAAAGAAUGAUCUUGAUACGGUAUAAAAUGGAAUUUCGAUAUAUUUGAAAAACUUCAAUUAUUUUGAAGAGUGAAAGUUUAAAAAUCGGGUUUGGAAAAAUACCACGAAAUGGGGUCGAAAUUGAAAUGAAAAAAAUAUUUCUGACCAGUACUGUUACAGCUGUUAUUAUGUGCAAAUUAUAUUUGCGAGCCAUAGCUUUGAAAAAGUAUAAAAAAUUAACUAUAAAACAAAAAUCAGAAAAAAUUAGAACAAUUUUUUUGCUCCGCUUCAAAAUUUAAUUAAACGAUUAAAAACGAUUAUAUAAUACUAAUUGUUACUACCGUAGUAAAACAAUCGGUAUUUAAACUGGUAUUGUCACGAAUCACUGACAGCACGAAACCUGACGAAACACUAACGGCAACCGUACACUGGGGUACAAAUGUACCCCACGCCAGCUUUGACACCUGCUUCCACGAAGGCUAUAAGGAAACUGGCUAUAGAAUAUUUUCCUACUCUUACUAGGAACUCUAAAUUGAAUUAUGGUUAGGGUCCCAGGUCGGCAAAUGCCGAAUUCUCGUUUUUACACGACCCCAAAGAAGGCGUGGUGUACAUUUGUACCCCAGUGCAACAUUCUAGGGUUGAGCGCACAAUUCAGGUGUUUUUUGCAUAAUUUGACCAUAGGAACUACAUCCAGUUAUUUUUGUUUUUCAAAGAAAUGGUUGAUUUUAUGCAUUUCAUUACUUCACCAAAAUUAUCCGUAUGAUAAAAUUACAUCGUAAAAUCGCCACUAGUUGGUUUAGUUAAUGUUUAGAUAACUGUUUGUCAUGAUUUUUUUAUGGAAUUCGAACUUCUAAUGCGAUAACAACAGCGACGCCCGUGAAUGCCCACGAUCACACUAUACUCAUUCGAAAGCUUUUAAUUUCCUUUUUAAAAUGAGUAUAUGCUAGUUUUGCGAAAACUUGCGAUAAGCAAUCAAAUUUUAAAAAAAACUGUGAAUGGAGACGCAUGGUUACUACUGAUAUUGAAUUCGAAUAAUCACUUUAUAGCUAGAAUAAUGACACGAAUACAUGCACAACUUUCAAAUAGCUUUGAGAGCAUGAUCUACAAGGGUUUUACUAGUGAUCAAGAGUAAGGAGCCGAGUGGGAAGUAUGUUUUUUAGAUGGUAGGGGUAUUAAGAAUGAUUGAAAAUCAGUAAAUCUUUUCAACCAUCUGAAAUAGGUUAUAAAAUGUUUCUGGAACUAUUUCUUGCUAACUUACGCAAUACCUGUCAAAUAGAGUGAUAUAGCUUAAGGGUAUGCGAUAUUAUCCAAAUAAAAUAAGACCAUUUUUAAAUGAACCAUAUACACGAAAAAAGGGGUUUGGAUUUAUUUUCAUUUAAGAUAUGAAAUAAGCAAUCUAAGUAACUUAAAACACACCUUCGAAAAAAAAAUCGUAAGCCAUCUUGUUGAUUAGUGAAUGUAGUUAAACAUUCCACUAAGAGGCGCAAAAUGUUUGCUUUGAAAUUUUUUUGAGGCACUCUAAUGAAUGGUAAACGCUUAUUUUUGAAAUGUUUUAAUAUCAAAAACUAAUUCAGCGUACCAAAAUUACAUAAAAUCGUCCUAUUUGAACCGAUACGGCAAAGUUUGGACUUUAGUCCACCUUUUGUUCUAAGUCGUGCCACUGUGAGAUGGCUUCCGCUUAAUUCCGCAAUAAUAGUAAUAAUGAAAAACAGUUGCUUUUCACCAUAAAUCAGAUACUAGUAUUUCAACUAUUACUUACAGUCUUCUUCAUUGGUCAUAUCAGUCUAAAGAAAAUUGUUAUUGCUAUAAGCUUUUUUACAGAAACAGGUAGAAAGAUCGGUAGGUAACUAGACGCGUGAAGCUGGCCGUACUUUGUGUGCGAGUAGUAGUUUGAAAAGUCAUGAAUAUCCGGACUGUUUGAAAAUUUCCAAGCUCUCAGCUACAUCGUAUUUCCAGGGAUUGGUAGUCAGGUCGAGUUUUUUGAAAAAGGCGUGUUCUGCUACCUUAGAUUUUAAGUGAAAUGGUACAUCUUUUUCCAGUUCCCUAAAAGUUUUGGUAAUUUCUGCGACGUUUUCCAUAAACCGACUUUCUAAUGUUCUCUUGUUUUGCCCAAUAUAAACUUUAUCGCAAUGAGAACAUAAUAUUUUGUAUAUCUCAGAUUUGCUUAGAGUGUCUAUUGGAUCUUUUGUGGACCCUAGCAUUGACAUUAGUUGGUAAUUUCGGUAAGCAAGAUCCAUACCAAACUUUUUUCAAUUUUGUUCUGAGUGGAUAUGCCAUAUUGUUGUUGAAAUCUACAGCUAACACACUCCAGCACCCCUCCCCUCGUCAGGAUACCACUCCAUCCCACCUUUUACAGACCCAUAACUCUCUCAUUCCCACCGCCUUUACCCACCAAGCCUCUGAGUUGUUGGUUUUUCAUUCUCCUCGCAUACCUUCCCUUCUCCGUAGUGCCCCAUUCCUGCUGCCACCUCGCCAUCGAAUCGAUUCUCACCAGGUUCCUCACAUUUCUGGUGUUUAUUCGAUAGUAGUAUUCGAUAUCCUCCGCCAGGGUGAUGCAGAUGAGGAUUAUCCUGGCGAUAACGCAUACUGCCUCCGACGAUGUUGUAGGCGCUCAUCUGACCCCGUUCAUCCAGUUCUCCAUCGCGUCUAUUGUCUCCGUUGCAGAUGCCUCCACUUCUUCAAGUGUCUCACCCAUCACCGUUAGUACCACAUAGUCCACGAAACCCACGAUUUUCACUUUCCUGAGCAGCCGCAGUAUUAAGACCUCAUCGUACAUCCCGUUCCAAAGAAUAGGAACGAUAAUGGAGCUCUGAGAAGCAUCCGCUGUCACUCACAUUGACUUCUGCCCUUCGUUCUUCGCGUACAACAAACAGCACUCUACUCUGGAAGUAGCUCUUCACGAUCCAGCAUAGAUAGUUCCUCAUUCUGUGUAGCGCUGCGGCGAUGGCUCCCCAGCGCAAUAUCGAUCUCCUCUUCGCCUCCGUUUAGAUGCCUUCUCCGCACACUCGAGAACUGUCCGCAUUGUAUCCAUUAUCGAUACUCUUUUGCGGAAUCCGAGCUGCAUCUGGGAAAUUCCGUGCUCGCCCUCCGUGCAUUUCAACCUGUUAAGAAUGAUUCUUUCCAGGAGUUUUCCAAGUGUAUCCAGCAAAUAGCAAUCCUAUACGAGGUCUAAUCUCUCGGUGGCUUCCCUGUCUUUGGCAGCAACACCCGUUUCUGUACUUUCCAAAUUUCGUAGAAGUUGCCUUCAUCUUGCAACUACUGCAGCACCAUCCUGAACAUAUCCGGGUAUGCCAGGAUCGCAGCUUUCAGCACCAAGUAUUCCAUCAGGACCAGGGGCUUUCUUUGAUUUCAGUCGCUACGAUGCUUCUGUAAGCUCAUCAUUAGUCACUUGCCGAUCGUUCUUGUUUGCUCCUUCUUCUUCGUCGUACUGUGUCGGUGGAUCGUGCUUCGGGAAGAGACACUCAACGAUUAUCUUUAGCUUACUCGGGCACACUUCGGCUGGCAUCGACGGGCCCUACAUUUUCGCCAUCACGACCGGGUACACGUCGCCCCAAAGAUUGGCGCCUACUUCUCAACACAGUUCCUUAUGGCAAUCUAUUUUGUUAAGCCUGAUCUCCCGUUUUAAAGCGGUCCUAACUUCCCUAAACGCUGCCUUGCGCUCCUCUCAAUCUGACUCCGAUACUGUUCUCUGAACCCACCCUCUGGCUCUAAUACAAGCAGCGCGUAGCGUACUGAAUGUCCCGUUUCACCAAUAAGCUGGACGCCGUCUAAUUUGCGGCAUUGUAGCGUCACAAGCCGUCACAAUCCGUCUUGUUAGAUUAACCACACCCACGCUCUUGGCCCCGCCGUCCGGCCGAAGUGCCUCAACGAAGUGGUCUUUAUUGAAAGCUUUCGUCUUCCACAUUUGCUCGCCGGGCAUCCUUCUCCGUGCUGCAGCAGGGUUCCGCUGGCCGAUACGGUAGCGAAUCGCCUGGUAGUCGAUAUGCGUACUUCUGGCAUACUCUUCAAUCCAUAUGUGUGUUUGUGUGUGUAUAUACAAUCCCUCCACCACUGGCCGGCAACGCCUCCAUGGAAGACACCUGUCUGCAUCUAUUUAUUUGUUUUUACCCAUAGAUGAAAACGUGUUUAGUAUUUUUACUGUAAUUCCAAUGACCGAAUUGAUGAUUCCAAAUGAUCAUAAACCGAAUCGACCGAAUGGAAUUUGUAAAACGCUAUCGCGGUGAACAUUUGCAACAAUUUUCAAACAUUAAGUUGAAUGCCAUGCACCACCAAAACAAACAAACACAACUCUUGGCAUCGAUUGCUGUGUGUGUGUGUGUGUGUGUGUGUGUGUGUGUGUGUGUGUGUGUGUGGCAAUACCGCGCAGCAAAUACCCGCACUUCAAAAAGCGGUUAAAAGCGUCUUACUGGAUCGCAACCGCUACGAGCCCUAAGCGUUGAUGCGGUACUUACCCAACGUCAGUCUAUCGCGGAUUUGUAUUGUACUCAUUUCUGAACAGUUUACCGAAGAAGGUCCAAAUAUAUAAAAAUUUGAACGUUGUUUCGCCGAAAUCGACUUAUAUCCGCUUGUAUGCAAUCUAUGGACUCCUAAAUGGCUUAACCGAUUGCCGUAAAAAUUUAUACAUAGUAGACAUUUGUGUUUUUUACUUCUAUUUCGCUGAAAGUCGCAGAAACGCGCGACGGAUAACAGAUAGUAUAUAAUAAUAUGAAUAAUAUUAGAACGAGCUCACCGGUCAUUAAUACGCGCCGAUGCUGAUGCAGAACCUGACACACUCGCAACUGCUGUCCCCAUUGUGGUGCUGGCGACAUUGAUUGUAGAUCGCCCGUGCUCUUUCAUGCCCUUGAGUUUACCUGUAAACUCCAGAUAAAAACCCACAUUUGUGAAUGAGUGAGAAACAAAGAACCAUAUCCUAAAUGUUUGCUUGUUCCACUUGUUCCAGUGCUUUCACUAAAAAUACGAGUUCCUGAAAGUGCGGCAAAGCUUCCGCCAAACCAUGAAUUUGGUGGUUGGUUUUUGGUGGCUGAAGGUACAAAACCUGGUGAUCAAAUUUUCACUUUUUCUUCAAACUUGGUAAUUUUGUUGCACUAUUCUUUCGGAUUUUGUUUGAAAGGUUGGAAAAAUGGAACAAGAGCUUCACUUAUUAACAUUUUAUGUCUGAUUUUGCCUUUCUCAAUAGAAAGGUAUUGCAAUUGCUCUGAAAACCGACUUUUUAACGGAGGCCCGGAGGGCCGAGUGACAUAUACCAUUCGAUUCAGUUCGUCGAGUUCGGCAAAUGUCUGUGUGUGUAUGUAUGUGUGUAUGUAUGUAUGUGUGUGUGUAUGUGUGUGUGUAUGUGACCAAAAAUGUCACUCAUUUUUCUCAGAGAUGACUGAACCGAUUUUGACAAACUUAGUCUCAAAUGAAAGGUGCAACGUUCCCAUAGGCUGCUAUUGAAUUUCUAAUGGAUCCGACUUCCGGUUCUGGAAUUACAGGGUGAUAAGUACGAACACGCAGAAAAUGUCGAUUUUAAUAAAUUCUGCAAUGAAUGUAUAAAGGUGAAAAAUUUUCCAAAAUAUGACCACAACUGCUUCGAUUUGUAGUAUUAGGUCACUAACAUCCAUUCAAAGUCUAUUUGGCCACAUUGGCCACCAUCCUCGGUUCCGGAAGCCCCGGCGGAAGUAUCUAAAUUCAGAAUAACAGUCACAUCGGUUUCUCGGAGAUGGCUAGACCGAUUCGACUAAACUUGGCCUCAAAUGAAAGGUAUUGCGUCCCCGUAAAUGGCUAUUUAAUUUCAUCCCGAUCCGACUUCCGGUUCCGGAGUUACAGGUUGUGGCGUGCGAUCACAUAGCAAAUUGUGAUUCAAACCGAUACUCCGAUGAAAGCAAAAAAGGUAAAAAUUUCGCUAAAAUGUCUCUCAAACAACUUAAAUUUGCUGUUCUAGGUCACCGACGGCCAACCAAACUUUCGUUGACUACAUUAACCACCAUAGACGGUUCCGGAAGUGCCCGGGAAAAGCGGCCAUCUUUCAAAAUUUAAGAACUCACAUCAGUUUCCCGGAAAUGGUUGGGCCAAUUUUCACAAACUUUGUCCCAAAUGAUAGCUAUAAUAUCCCCAUAGAUGUCUAUAAAAUUUCGUACGGAUCGCUUAUAUGGAUCCGGAAAUAUAGACUAAACCGUCCGGUCACAUAUGAAAUUCCCAUAUAAGCCGGAACUCAAAUUUUUUUUCAAAGGGGGGACCUCAUGAAAUUUCAGAAAUCGAAUUCGUAUUUUCGAUGCCAAACAUCUUUAAAAUGCAUGAAACGUCGAGAUUUUAUGUUAUCUCGAAAAAUUUUUUUUUUUAUAAAAAUCGACUUUUUGGGACUUUGCCGAUUUCGCACCUUUUUGCCUUUCUCAAUAGAAAGGUAUUGCAAUUGCUCUGAAAACCGACUUUUUAACGGAGGCCCGGAGGGCCGAGUGACAUAUACCAUUCGAUUCAGUUCGUCGAGUUCGGCAAAUGUCUGUGUGUGUGUAUGUAUGUGUGUAUGUAUGUAUGUGUGUGUAUGUGUGUGUGUAUGUGACCAAAAAUGUCACUCAUUUUUCUCAGAGAUGACUGAACCGAUUUUGACAAACUUAGUCUCAAAUGAAAGGUGCAACGUUCCCAUAGGCUGCUAUUGAAUUUCUAAUGGAUCCGACUUCCGGUUCCGGAAUUACAGGGUGAUAAGUACGAACACGCAGAAAAUGUCGAUUUUAAUAAAUUCUGCAAUGAAUGUAUAAAGGUGAAAAAUUUUCCAAAAUAUGACCACAACUGCUUCGAUUUGUAGUAUUAGGUCACUAACAUCCAUUCAAAGUCUAUUUGGCCACAUUGGCCACCAUCCUCGGUUCCGGAAGCCCCGGCGGAAGUAUCUAAAUUCAGAAUAACAGUCACAUCGGUUUCUCGA